Molecule: messenger RNA, 1410 nt
Organism: Perca fluviatilis (European perch)
Lineage: Eukaryota; Metazoa; Chordata; Actinopteri; Perciformes; Percidae
Product: sialoadhesin-like
Exons: 5
Coding region: 79-963 (294 amino acids)
Source: RefSeq, a predicted model, not a curated record
UGUUUCUUGUCUGUCAGUCCGUUAACGCUCCGAUCACUCUUCUGUCAGGAGUCCCAGCCUGAAGAGACUGGAGUAAGGAUGGCAGUUUGGGACAAAAAGAUUCUCUGGGCCGUCAUGGUGGUCCUGACAGGUGCUCUGGGUCAAAGAGUGAACUAUCUAUAUCCUGUUGUGAACUAUCCAGAUCCUGUUUGUGGUAUAAAAGGAUCGACCGUGACCCUCCCCUGCUCCUUCACACCACUGAAGCCUGUCAGUGACAAUGGAAGAGAAGUUUUGAUUGAGAUCAUCAGAGUCAUCUGGUGCAAGAACCAUGAACUCUGUGUUUUUACCACUCCGUCUGUGUACGACAGCGAAUCAAACAACAACGACCCUCGUUACAGAUAUCUGGGAGACAAGAAGGGAAACUGCACUUUACAGAUCUCAGAUUUACAGAAGGAAGACGACGCAACUUUUCGCUUCAGAAUGGAAGCUAAUGAUCCUAGAGCAUCUUUCACUAACCAAUCAGGAGUGAGAGUCACAGUCGUAGAUCCGACACAGAUGAAGAUAAGAAGCUCCAGAGAUGACGGAGAGUUUAAAAGAGGGGAAGCAGUCACACUGAACUGUUCUGCUGCAACCUGCACUAUCCACCAACUGGAGGUCACCUGGUUCAGAGAUGGCUCCGCCCUCUCAGAGACUUGCCCCACCCUCCAUCUCAGCACUCUGACUGCAAAGGAUUCUGGGAACUACACCUGUGGUUUGAAGAAGAACGAGCGCACCCUCUCGGUGCCGUACAGCAUGCAUGUGGAGGAAGGAGGAGAGGGAAGUCUGCCUUUAAUCGUUCGGCUGGUGGUCGGGGGCCUGCUGGUUCUCUUCGCUGUUAUUGUGGUCGUCUGCCUCAUCAAAAGAACGGCGAAGAAGGCGGAGGACUCAGUCAUCUACAGCUCUGGAGCCAUCUACAGCACAGGCUUAAGACAAACCACACCAUGAUGGCAGAUACACUUUUAUUUUUUUUAUGUUUUUUAGGGUUAAAAAAAACCUUAAAAAUGUGCCCAAAAAACCUUGAAAAUGGCAACAAAACACAUCAACAAAAUUUGUCCAAUUUAACCUUGAAAAAGGCAACAAAAUCAUUUAAAGCUACAUUGUGUGAGAAUUUCUCCCAUCUAGCGGUGAAAUUGUAUAUGACAACCAACUGAAUAUUACUUUCUAGCCCCUCCCAUUCAGAGCGCGUUGUUACUCCUACAGUGGCCGAAUUAUUACAAGAAGUACGACUUCGACAGUGAGUGAUAACUUCCAGUGUAAUAAUAGUUUUACGUUAUGUUGGUACAAUUUCAUUGGUAACAUCAGCUAUCAGGUUCCCAAACAUAUGCAAGCUAAUGUUAGUAAAAUAUCAGUGCUAUUGUUAUUCUGUAUAUUGUACGAGAUUAAUAAUGUAAG